AUGACCAACAAGAACGCUCCAAAAGACACUCAAAUGCCUGAAGGCUUCUCAUUCUUGGAUCCCCGUCUCGUCCCCGUUGCUGUCACCGCUCCCGACCGUGACUCCGUUCACACUCACCGGCGUAACCGCCACCCCGAUACCCACCAGUUCCUGGGCUUCCUCAACACCAAGAGGGUGGAGGAAGCGGAAGGCAGACGGGAUCACCUCCGGAGCCUGGAGAAGUGGCUCGAAUGUUUGGAGAUGCCAAGAGGGACUGUAUUUCCGGUUAAGGAGGGCUAAGAAGGGGAAACAAAACAAGGUGAAUAAGGGGUGAAGAAGAACAUGGCCGAAGGGGAAGACCGGCGAGAAACACAGGCCACAUAAAGAACCCAUGUAAUAUAUUUAUUGACCUGCCAUGUUCAUAGAUCUAGUUGUGAAUU
This is a messenger RNA of Neurospora hispaniola, 419 nucleotides long. RefSeq lists its product as uncharacterized. The coding region runs from base 1 to 279 and encodes 92 amino acids. The record is from RefSeq and is a predicted model, not a curated record. Lineage: Eukaryota; Fungi; Ascomycota; Sordariomycetes; Sordariales; Sordariaceae. The transcript has 3 exons.